AUGGCCCCCUGCCGUCUCAUCCCCUGCUGUCCUAUCCUCCUGCUGUCUCGCCCCCUGCUGUCUCGUCCCCUGGAGUCUAGUCCCCUGCUGUCUAGCCCACUGCUGUCUCGUCCCCUGCUGUCUCGUCCCCUGCUGUCUAGCCCCCUGCUGUCUAGUCCCCUGCUGUCUAGCCCCCUGCUGUCUCGUCCCCUGCUGUCUCGCCCCCUGCUGUCUAGUCCACUGCUGUCUAGCCCCCUGCUGGCUCGUUUCCUGCUGUCUAACCCCCUGCUGUCUAGCACCCUGAUGUCUCUCCCCCUGCUGUCUCGUCCCCUGCUGUCUCGUUCCCUGCUGUCUAGCCCCCUGCUGUCUAGCCCCCUGCUGUCUAGCCCACUGCUGUCUAGCCCCCUGCUGUCUCGUUUCCUGCUGUCUAGCCCACCCCUUGCUGUCUCGCCCCCUGCUGUCUCGUUCCUGUUGUCUAUCCCCCUGCUGUCUCGCACCCUGCUAUCUCGUCCCCUGCUGUCUCAUCCCCUGCUGUCUCUUCCCCUGUUGUCUAUCCCCCUGCUGUCUCAUCCCCUGCUGUCUCGUCCCCUGCUGUCUAUCCCCCUGCUGUCCCGUCCCCUGCUGUCUCGUCCCCUGCUGUCUCGUCCCCUGCUGUCUAUCCCCUGCUGUCUCGUCCCCUGCUGUCUCGUCCCCUGCUGUCUAUCCCCUGCUGUCUCACCCCCUGCUGUCUUUCCCCUGCUGUCUAUCCCCCUGCUGUCUAUCCCCCUGCUGUCUAUCCCCCUGCUGUCUCACCCCUGCUGUCUCACCCCUGCUGUCUAUCCCCCUGCUGUCUAUCCCCCUGCUGCCGAGAUCCCUGCUGUCUCGUCCCCUGCUGUCUCGUCCCCUGCUGUCUCAUCCCCUGCUAUCUAG
This is a messenger RNA of Oncorhynchus nerka (sockeye salmon), 888 nucleotides long. RefSeq lists its product as uncharacterized. The transcript has 3 exons. Lineage: Eukaryota; Metazoa; Chordata; Actinopteri; Salmoniformes; Salmonidae. The record is from RefSeq and is a predicted model, not a curated record. The coding region runs from base 1 to 888 and encodes 295 amino acids.